Molecule: messenger RNA, 669 nt
Organism: Prorocentrum cordatum
Lineage: Eukaryota; Dinophyceae; Prorocentrales; Prorocentraceae
Source: the annotation of a GenBank genome assembly
GAGGCACGCAGGGCGGACGGCACGGCGGAGCCCGCCCGCGCGCCGCGGGGGCACCCGCGGGGGGCUCUGCGCUGCGGGGGCUCCCUUUCGCGGCGCUGCAGGCAGUCCGAUGCCGCGGCGCACAGGGCGCGCCCGGGGGGGCCCGUGCCGAGGGGGGGCGGCGGGGCAGGGGCCGUGCCCUCCGAGGGCACCGCCGGGCGAGGAGGGCCAGGGGAGCGGCGAGGCAGCAUCAGCCAGCCGGCCUCGCAGCGGGAGAUCCCCAUCGCAUCGGCACGGACCAGGGAGGUGAGGAGGAGACGGAGGAGGACUGCGUCCAAACAGGAUAGACAGAAACGUGCAGCGGACGCCGCGGCGGGCCAGGGCGCCCGACGUUUCGGCGGUGCCCGGGCUGCCAUGGAGGUCGCCGGCAGACACUGCUACGGCUGAGGGCAGAGUACAGUACGUUGGGUUCACGCGGCGUCGGGAGGGCGGGGACGGAGCGAGCGGCUGCACAAGUGGCGCCCAGCCGGUGUCAACAAAAAGCACACGCGCCCGCCCAGCAGGGGGGAGGAGCCCCCCCCCCCCUCCUCGCGACGUUUGCUUCACGACGGGGUCUGGGCAUUGCUUGAGCAGGGACCGACCGUCCCGGCAUUCCUAUAGUCCUACCACGAAAUGUUUUUAGAACCCAGA